Messenger RNA from Enterobius vermicularis (human pinworm), 672 nucleotides. The record is from the annotation of a GenBank genome assembly. NCBI's taxonomy places the organism in Eukaryota, Metazoa, Nematoda, Chromadorea, Rhabditida, Oxyuridae.
AUGAAUAUGAAUAUGUCAGUGAUCCGCUGUAUCUGUGGAUUAGUGAUAACUCCACAAACUAUUGUGUCUACGAUAUUAAGCUUGUUUAAGCGAUUAAACACUGAAACAGAUAUUAAAUCUAAAAAUACAGUAUAUGAAGCAGAUUUGGUAUGCAAAUUACUUUUCAAUGGAAGACUAUUAAGUAUUGUGGAUGCUCUAGAACAGAAGAUUUAUUCAAAAUACAUUUUCGGAAUAACAAAUCUAGCAGAUACCGAACGAAUUAUCGAUGAUCAUACCAGGAUUCGUAAACGUAUUUUGGGUAUUAUCAUUGAUCAAGAUGAUGAAAAUCCAAAAUUUUUUGACGGUACACCAGCCGAUUAUGCACUUUAUACUGCACUAACUUCAAAUAUCUCAUAUUCUUUUCCUUCACCGUGUAUUGCCUUUACAGAAACAGGUUUGAUAAGCUUUGUAAGCUGUAGUGAAAAUUGGGAAGAAAUAACUUGCAAAGUACCCGCCAAUACGUAUGUUGCAGCAGUUGAAAGAAAAUUGGCUUCUUCUCUUCCAUCGUUUAUUAGUCUAAUGUACAGGCACGAUAUGAUUCGUUUAAUUGGACGUUUGUUGCACCUGAAUAAAAAAGAUUACUACGAGCUAGAAAGAACAGUUUCACAACAAUCUUGUAAGUUUGAAGCCUGA